AUGAAGCUCUUCAUAGCAUUUUCGGCUCUUGCCGUUCUGGCAUCUGAAGCCAUCGCAACAUCUAAUAGCAGUCGCCCCAAAGGUUUCCCUUAUACCCAAGGCCCAAACUUCAUGCUAGAUGGCGAACCAUUCCUCUUCGCCGGGAGCAACGCGUACUGGCUACCGUUCAUCAAUAAUCCAGCAGACGUCGAGCAAACGAUGAAAGAAGCUAGACGGGCGGGUCAGAGAGUAAUUCGUACCUGGGCCUUCAACGAUCAAAAUGAAACAUAUACUCCCGGCGGCCUUCCGCAAUACGGAGAAGGUACUCCCGUGUACUUUCAGUCGUGGAAAGACGGCCAAGCGACCAUCAACACGGGUCCUAACGGUCUCCAAGUUCUGGAUCAGAUCGUCCAGCUCGCGGAAGACCACGAUCUCAAGCUCAUCAUGGCAUUGACAAAUAACUGGGCCGAUUACGGCGGGAUGGAUGUCUACACCGUCAACCUAGGCGGUACAUACCACGACGACUUCUACCGCGCCCCUGAGAUCAUCGCCGCGUUCAAGACGUACGUUGGAGCUGUAGUAGAGAGGUACAAGGACUCCCCGGCGAUCUUCGCCUGGGAACUCGCGAACGAGCCUCGCUGCGGUGCGGACGGGACGCGGAACCUGCCUCGCUCGCCCGGCACCAGCUGCACCGCAAGCACCCUGGAAGCGUGGUACCGCGACACAGCGUCCUUCAUCAAGAGCGUGGACGAGCACCACAUGGUGACCUGGGGCGGCGAGGGCGGCUUCUUGGAGGAGGGCGCAACCGAUUGGGCGUACAAUGGGGCCGACGGCGGGGACUUCUACGCCGAGCUCGCGCUGCCCGAGAUGGACUUUGGCACCUUCCACCUCUACCCGGACUGGUGGUCCAAGUCCGUCUCGUGGGCCAACACCUGGGUUGUCGAUCACGGCGUCGCCCAGCAACGGUUGCAGAAGCCGGUCCUCUUUGAGGAAUACGGGUGGCUGGGUCCUGCGGAGCGGCUCGCGAAUCUGGGCACAGUGGCCCCGGAAAACGAGACGAGAGUCGCGGUUGUGGGGGAGUGGCAGAAGCUGAGCUUGGAACAGGGCAUGGCGGACAUGUAUUGGCAGUUUGGGCUGUGCGGGUUGAGCUUUGGGUGUAGUACCAACGACGGCUUCACGAUCUACAUGAACAACGCGGAGGAGGCGACGCCGUUGGUGUUUGAUCAUGCGCAGGCGGUCAAUGCCGCGAAUAGCAAGAUUCAGCCGGCCUUGUAA
This is a messenger RNA of Drepanopeziza brunnea f. sp. 'multigermtubi' MB_m1, 1254 nucleotides long. RefSeq lists its product as uncharacterized. NCBI's taxonomy places the organism in Eukaryota, Fungi, Ascomycota, Leotiomycetes, Helotiales, Drepanopezizaceae. Gene Ontology annotation, molecular function: mannan endo-1,4-beta-mannosidase activity. The record is from RefSeq and is a predicted model, not a curated record.